Gekko japonicus is the source of this 2467-nucleotide messenger RNA. RefSeq names its product adrenoceptor alpha 2A (gene ADRA2A). Gene Ontology annotation, biological process: adenylate cyclase-activating adrenergic receptor signaling pathway. Gene Ontology annotation, cellular component: membrane. The transcript is spliced from 2 exons. The record is from RefSeq and is a predicted model, not a curated record. Gene Ontology annotation, molecular function: adrenergic receptor activity. The coding region runs from base 239 to 1606 and encodes 455 amino acids. Lineage: Eukaryota; Metazoa; Chordata; Lepidosauria; Squamata; Gekkonidae.
GAGCGCACGGGCUCGCCGGCCGAGGCGGAGCCGCCCCGUCCCUCCUUCUCCGAGCGAGCGAGCGCUCGCCCGACCCAGCCCCGUCCAGCGGCUCUUCGCCCGGGCUCGGCUUGGGGGGGCCGAGGAAGCGCGCAGCGCACGCCUUGCGGGAGGAGUCCCGCCUCGCGCAUGGGGAGGCGCCCCGUCCCGAGGGGCCGAGGGCCACCGGCGCCAACUCUCGCCCGCCGAACUGGGGUUGAUGUUGAACCUACAGAGCCCGUUCACCGAGAGGGGGGGAUUCUUCUCUUCCCUGGCACACCCGCACCCGCCGCAGGAAGACGGCCACCUCCAGCACAUGGAUGGCAACGGGAGCCUCAACGGGAGUGAUGUGGGGCACAGAGGGGACCUUCCCUAUCCCUUGCACACCACCUUGGCCCUCAUCACCCUGGCUACGCUGCUCAUGCUCUUCACCAUCUUCGGCAACGUCUUGGUCAUCAUCGCUGUCUUCACUAGCCGGGCCCUCAAGGCCCCUCAGAACCUCUUUCUGGUCUCCUUGGCCUCGGCUGAUAUCUUGGUGGCCACCCUGGUCAUCCCCUUUUCCCUAGCCAAUGAAGUGAUGGGCCAGUGGUACUUUGGGAAAGUCUGGUGCGAGAUCUACCUGGCCUUGGAUGUACUAUUUUGCACCUCUUCCAUUGUACAUCUCUGUGCCAUCAGCCUAGAUCGUUACUGGUCCAUCACUCAGGCCAUCGAAUACAACCUCAAGCGCACCCCACGCCGCAUCAAAAGCAUCAUCUUCCUCGUCUGGGUCAUCUCGGCCGUCAUCUCUUUCCCACCACUCAUCUCCAUCAUGAAGCAGGGUGAGCCUGACAGUUCAGUCCAUCAAGAAACAGACUCAAAGCCAGAGAGCAAGACACCUACCUGCAUCAUCAACAAGGAGACAUGGUACAUCAUCUCUUCCAGCAUUGGCUCGUUUUUCGCUCCCUGCCUUAUCAUGAUCCUGGUUUAUGUCCGUAUCUAUCAGAUUGCAAAGAGGAGGACUCGUGUGCCUCCCGGCAAGAGAGGGGAGAAUACAGAGAGGAAGCAGAAUGGGCUGGCAGAUAAGGAAGACCUUCCUGCGAUGACCAAACUUAAUGGGGAGAAGGGCGCUGUGGUGGGAGGAAGCCAGGAAAGGGAAGAAGUCAAUGGCAUUGACAUGGAGGACACUUCCUCCUCAGAACACAACGAGGACCAUCAGUCCAGGAAGCAGGAGAAGGCGCAGAGAGGAAAGGGUAAAACCAAGCUAAGCCAGAUUAAGCCUGGGGACAACUUGCCUUCAAGAGUGGAGGAGGAGAGAAAUGCCAAAGCUUCCCGAUGGAGGGGCAGGCAGAACCGAGAGAAACGCUUCACCUUUGUGCUGGCAGUAGUGAUUGGGGUGUUUGUGGUUUGCUGGUUCCCUUUCUUCUUCACCUACUCCUUGACUGCUGUUUGCAAGAGUUGCUAUGUGCCUGACACCCUCUUCAAAUUCUUCUUCUGGUUUGGUUAUUGUAACAGCUCCCUGAACCCUGUCAUCUACACCAUCUUCAACCAUGACUUCAGGAGGGCCUUCAAAAAGAUUCUCUGCAAAGUAGACCGAAAACGGAUUGUGUGAGAAACCAGGUUAAUUUGCAAGGGUGAUAUUUCUUUUUCUUCCAGAGGGUCUCUACUCUGACUGGUUUGGGAUGGUGUUUUAGCUGAUUUCUGAGCUCAAACUCUUCAAAGACUUCAGGUGAAAUGAAGUGUUUAAAAUGGUAGCACACAGCCUCAGCCAAAGUGGAAUAUUUCGCUCAAUUGAUGGAGUUGGAGACUUGACUGUAGGCAAUGUUUCUAUACACUUGUAAGUUUGACUUGUUACAAAACUGAAACGAACUAACUGGGGUGGGGGAGGGAAGUCACAAAGAUGAAAGGAAAGUCCUAUAUUUCAGGAAUACUUUCUAUUUUUGUUUUCUUUGUACAAAUGUAAUUAAUGCUGAACUCCUUGUAAAGCUACAGUAUUGCAUCUUUGGGAAUCUGUACAUCUUUAAUUUUGGUAGUAGAAACCGGGUUUGAAGCUUCUUUAGGUAUAUCUUGAAAACUUGAAGUACUGAUAAAAGAAAUGAACGGACCACUGGAGCCAUCUCAUCAAUCCUAAAAUACGAUAGUAUUAAAGUACCAAGAUUUCCAAUAUGCUGUUGGAUUUUUGGGCUCAUAAAAAACUGGUAACACACACUUGAAACAGCCAGUGUUUUAUUCUACCCCCUAUGUGUAGCUUGUUUUUAUUUUAAUAUUCUUGUGUUGUCUCUUUAUGCAGUAUUUGAUAAAAAGCUGUACAAAACGAAUAUUAAAAGUUUUACAAUUGGCACAGAGGCUCUCAAAAGGCUAAACUCAUUUUAACUUUUAAUGCUCAAGAGCAAUUAGGUACUAAAAGGGUUGAUAAGGUAACCCCCCACCCCUGUAUCAUGCACUGAUAUAUGUUCAAUGCUAACUUGUUUCC